Molecule: messenger RNA, 669 nt
Organism: Belonocnema kinseyi
Lineage: Eukaryota; Metazoa; Arthropoda; Insecta; Hymenoptera; Cynipidae
Product: follicle cell protein 3C-1-like
Exons: 4
Coding region: 67-456 (129 amino acids)
Source: RefSeq, a predicted model, not a curated record
UCUUUGGUCUUCGUGAUUUUCUGUCGCGUUCAAUAAAAAAAAAAUUUCAAAAAAUAAAAGUGCAAGAUGUAUCACAAAAGUCUUUGGAUCACUUUACUAUUCGCGAUCUUUCCCUACGCAAGUCCUGGGAACGUGUCAAAGGGUGUCUGUGGAUGUUCAGUUAUGAGAAAAGACGAUCGACACCCGAUUUUUGAAAAUAACCUUCAAAUUAAUGUCCCAUGUGAUAAAGAAGGAACGGAUACAUGCCAGAGACUUUGCAUCGCUUUGGCAGAAAGCGCCAAGGAAGAGGCACCGAAUGUUAUUUGUGAAAAAUUGAAUGAGACUGUGAUCAAUCUCCAGGUGGAACUAUACUCGAAAAUCUGUGAUGACGCUGAAUGGAAAGCAACUGGUUUAAAAAAUAUUGAACCACUUUGUUGCAAGGACGGAAAAUCUACUAUGUGUUCACUAAUGUAUUAGUCUCCAUCUUAAAAGAGAAUAUUAAUUUCUACAAUAAUCUAGGUGAAUAAUCAUACUAGUCUCAGGAAAUAUUCGCAAAGAAAAAUUAUUAAUCGUCAAGAAGUAUUUAAUACUGCAUUUCAAAUAAAAUUAUUCAUAUCCGUUAAUUAGUAAAAGUGAUAAUAAAAAUAUGUUCAUAUCUGCCACGUGAGAAUUAUUCAAUUAUUCUGCUGU